CAAAAAUUCAACCAAACUAUUGAAGUUAAACGACAUUUAACUACCAAUAAACGAAAGAUUGCCACUCGGAUCGUAGAACGAGAAAUUGCGCUCGGAUACGAUCGUCGAAUUGCGUAUCGUAUUGCUGUCGUACCGUAUAUCGAAGAGGAAGAAGGAUUGCCUUGUUUUCCUGCUGCGAAAGUAGUUCGUUUCGGGCAUUCACUCAUGUGCCAGCAAAUCCAGCUUCCUUAACUUGCAAGGUUAUAUUUUGAAAGACCAUGCUGUAGUUGAGAGGCCAACUAGUUUGAAACAAACCAAUUAUUGGCUGCAUUGAAUCUUUUACAAUUCAACAACCCGUAUCAAAUGUAAACUCGUGAUUGUAGUAAGAAUCUUAGGGAAAAGUGUUUACAUAAACUGUCCUUUAUUCAAAAGCAGACAAAGUACUCAUAUUGAGAGCAACAUGAAACCAAUCGUAGUGGCCGAUGAGAUGUUCCCAGAAGGUCCAGGGCCUUUUUUGGAUCUAGAAGAGGCUGGAGGAUCUACCGGACUCUUGAUGGAUUUGGCGGCCAACGAAAAAGAUGUGCAUUCUGAUUUUUUUAAUGAUUUCGAAGAUCUGUUUGAUGAGGAUGAAGAGAGUCAGAUAUAGUCUUGCGUCAUAGUCAUAUAGUCAGAUAUUGCCUUGCGAAUGAAAAAUGAUCCGAAGUUUUACGACAUUUCUUGCUCCAAAUCAGGCAUAGGGUAUAACAUGAAGCUGAUAUGGUAUAGACGGACUAUGAAAACAAAAACAACACCGAAGCUUCCACGGAAAAAAUGUUAAACUAAAUUGUAAAAUGAAUAUAAGUUCUGUUUG
This is a messenger RNA of Anopheles nili, 829 nucleotides long. RefSeq names its product COP9 signalosome complex subunit 9. Gene Ontology annotation, biological process: negative regulation of protein neddylation. The coding region runs from base 440 to 625 and encodes 61 amino acids. The record is from RefSeq and is a predicted model, not a curated record. The transcript is spliced from 3 exons. NCBI's taxonomy places the organism in Eukaryota, Metazoa, Arthropoda, Insecta, Diptera, Culicidae.